GUAUUAUGAUAAUAUACGAUGUAGUCGAUCUACCGGACGAGCGUCUUCAGUCGACCGGUGAACGUUCGAAAGAGAGCUAGAUAGGUAGCUGUAUCGUCGUGCACCCACACUUGUAAUAACCACACUUCGCUCGCGUAUAUACCACCUUCCUGCAAUGCGUUUGGCGUCUGGACACAUCACACGGCACAAGUCUUGAAGAAUUCCUUGGUUUGGCAUCGCGAAUAUUUCCAGCGGCGGUAGUGUUUCGUGUAUUUACUACAAAAAAAUCAUAUUUUUUAAUUCGAUUUUUUUAUCUUCCGAGACAAAACGAACUUUUUCCCCGAGGGGAUUUUUCAGUAUUAUUUUUUUUUUAUUGAUGCGAUUGCGAACAAAAUGACAAAAAUGUUUUGCAAGACUGUUCGGACAACAGUUUUAUAUGUGUUUACGGUCGUGCAGCUGUUACCACUGAUUUCGACCGCGGUCGGUAGUGGUACCAGUCAGACCACGGCACCAUCGGGCGCCGAAUUCCUCCACAGCGUCAUUGGUAACAUGCAACGGCCAACCCGCAAAGUGUUUAACGAACGAAUCGACGUCGAAGAAUACAUACCCAACGAUGUCCCGUACACCCCACCGGCCAACGAGAUAAAUUUGCUGUCGAAACAACCGUUCCAUUUCAACAAUCAGGCGAACAACGCCCAAGCCGAUGUCACCAAAAACCAAAUCGGGUCGUUAAUUUCGCAAAUAGCCCCUCAGUUUUUGAAAAACGAAUUUGCCGAGUCACAAAACAGGAUAGUCACCCAAGUAGCUCCACAACAGUUUAACCCGGGAUCCACAAGUCCGCAACAGUUUAACCCGGCACCAAACGGUCCGCAACAGUUUAACCCAGCACCCAACGGUCCGCAACAGUUUAACUCAGCACCCAACGGUCCGCAACAGUUUAACUCAGCACCCAACAGUCCACAAAAUAUAAUUGAUGCUAUUACGAGCGACACGGCGCAGAGACCGCCGGAUGGCAUGAUUUCCGGAUAUAAUUACUUCUUUUAUCCGUUGGACAACAAUGCGCUGCAGCAGGUACAGAACGGAAACGGAAAUCAGAUGGCUCAGACGACGGCGAUGUCGGAACCGGAAAAGCCUGAUAACCAGGCCGCGACCAAGCCCCGCGUGCAGCCGCUGUUCGUGGCCAUGGCCGGAUUCGUGGGCGUCGCGGUGGUGUUCCUUAGCGCCCUCAUGUUCGUACCGAUAUUGCCGAUACACGCGCUCACUUCCAAGGCGGCGCUGAAACGUGCUCCUGAGGAGCUGGCCUCGCUUACCAAGCUCGUCGCUGAGUCCAUCGACGGCAAAGACUGCAGCGAGAGGAUAGCGUGCGAGGUCGGCAGGGCCAUGCGAUCCAUGCGGGUGGGCAACAAACCCAUCAGAAUGAUGGAAAUAAUACUACCCCCAGCAGUGGCCAAACAGCUAGCUCAGAUAAGAAGGUCUGCGACAAAGAAAGAACAGUGUCAUUUCAUCAUGUGCAAAAAAACUGAGGGCACAUUGCAUUUGGUGGCGAAACUAAAGAAAACUCAUCACAAUAAAACUAUUCACGAUGUUAAAGAAAUUUUUAACAUUUAACACGCAUAGUUUUUGGAGAUUAAUUUAUUCUAGAUGUUAAGUAAAUUAUUCUAUGUUUUAUAGAUUACUUAAAGAUAAGUAAGUGUUUCAGUUAUGCCAGGGCUGGGCAAGUUACUUAUUUCCCACUAGAUUAUUUUAAAAUUAACUCAUUUAAGUUUUUUAAAAAAAAUAUUCAAGUAGUUAGUUAUUCAACUAGUUAUCAGUAAAAAUAUUCAAGUAUAGUUAGUAAAUAGUAAUUCAACUAGUUAUUUUCUUCUUCUAUAAAAAAUAUGAUAAAAUGGUUUUAUAAGUGAAUUUAUUUCAUGAUUUAAACUAAAAACUCUUACAAAAUUACGCCUACUUUGAAUGAUCGGAUUUUUUAUUUUAGGUUAUUGUGAGAAUCGAUUUUUAACAUUUUAAUUAAAAUUAUGUAAAUUAAUAAAUAACUACUUUGAUUUUUCAAAUGCUGAGUAUUUAAUUCGAAUUAUUUAAGAAAAUAAAACAGUUAUUUAAAAAUUAACUUUCACAAUAACCUAGAAAAAAUUAC
Messenger RNA from Acyrthosiphon pisum (pea aphid), 2113 nucleotides. RefSeq lists its product as uncharacterized. The transcript is spliced from 5 exons. The coding region runs from base 373 to 1587 and encodes 404 amino acids. The record is from RefSeq and is a predicted model, not a curated record. NCBI's taxonomy places the organism in Eukaryota, Metazoa, Arthropoda, Insecta, Hemiptera, Aphididae.